Messenger RNA from Adineta steineri, 876 nucleotides. The record is from the annotation of a GenBank genome assembly. Lineage: Eukaryota; Metazoa; Rotifera; Eurotatoria; Adinetida; Adinetidae.
AUAAACCUUCAAGAUAUUUUCAGUGUUAAUAUUCUUUCUAGAAAAAAACUUCCCAAAUUAAAAUAUUUGUCAUUGAUUUCACCUGAAUACACAGAUCAACAUGUCACUCUAAUUUUUCCAUUUAUUCGUCGAAUGAUAAAUCUUGAAGAAUUAAAAUAAUAUUUAUUAAUAAAAGUAUAUCGUUUAAAUUAUAUUGAUGGUAUUCAAUUAUAUAAUGAACUUCUUUGUCAUAUGAAUAAAUUAAAUAACUUUACAUUUAAUAUUCAAACACUUGUUUAUAGACGUAAUAAUAAUAUUAAUCUUUCAUCAAAUGAAGAUAUUCAACGUAGUUUUAUUGGAAAAGAAAUAUAUAAACAAAUUAAUUCAUACAUCAAUAUUAAUUCAAGUAUCGAAUCAAAAUGUCAUAUUUAUUCACUUCCAUAUCAAUUCGAAUACUUACUUGAAAUCAAUAAUUCUUUUCCAGGAGGCAUAUUUCAUACAGUUCGAUAUUUGGUAGUUAUUGAUAUAAUUCCUUUUGAACAUAAUUUUUUUCAAAUUAUCUCUCAUGAUAUACCUUUUAUUGAAAUAUUACGUAUACGUAAUGAUCAACCGCAAAAAUAUAAAAAGUAUUCAUCUACUGAAUUAAUUACGUGUCAUCAUCUUAAACUUCUUGAUCUAGUAUUGGCACAUGACGAUUAUGCUGAACAAUUUCUCUCGAAGAAAAUAACUUAUCUACCUCAUUUAUUUAAUCCUUACAUCAAAUGUGAAUCAUUGAUAAUGAUAACAAACAUUUUUACCAUUGAUACAACAUAUUUUAACUUUAGUAGAGUCAAAGAUCUUUAUCUAGAUAAAUCAUUUUUUUCAGAAAAAUCUCAUCCAUAUUUUCCUAUGUUAUAA